CAGGUCUCUGAGGCCCGGGGAGUUCAAUGGGGAGGUUGCAGUGCUCCGGAUUGCUGCUCCUCAAUGAAGCUCUGAGUCCUGGCCUGAGGGGCUAAGGUGCUGGCUACAAUGUGGAACCCCAGGACAACCGACCUGACUCACCUUUGCUCUGAGAAGAAGUCCCACAUGAAACUGGGCUGAAAUCAGAGCAAGGACUAGAGAAAGAUUUUUUUGUGUGUGUGUGUGUGUUCAUGGAAAGAGGAAAGGAGAAAAGGGUUUCCAAAAACCUGCAACAAACUUUCCACCGCUCUAAAGAACCUACCUUCCUUAUCAACCAAGCUGUUCCGUCUAGGGACUCCUCUUCUAGCCUUUUGCCAGAAACAGGGCAAGUCCAUCCUGGGGAAGAAAUAAAGACAAACCCUCAGAGAACUAGGCCUGGGACUGUGAUCCUCUCAAAACGCCCUGGUAAGAGAAGCAUGUCAGAAAGCCAGCCUACCCGACCCGUGAUCCCGUCCCGCAGGCCCGGAUUCCGGAUAUGCUACAUCUGCGGCCGAGAAUUUGGGUCCCAGUCCCUCGCCAUUCAUGAGCCCCAGUGCCUGGAGAAGUGGCGGAUUGAAAACAGCAAGCUGCCCAAGCACCAGCGGAGGCCAGAACCCUCCAAGCCACAGCCCCUGGCCGGCGGCAAUGGGUCCUACACGCUCGAGGCGCUGAACGAGGCAGCGUUCCAGAGCUCGCAGGCCCAGCUGCUGCCCUGCGAAAUCUGUGGCCGCACAUUCUUGCCGGACCGCCUUAUUGUCCACCAGAGAAGCUGCAAGCCCAAGGGUGGUGGGCCCAGAGAGCCGAAGAGCAACAACUCCAGUGACCUUCCUGGUCUUAAGAAAGCUGCUGGUGGCGUCCCACCUCGACCAAGGACUCUCGUCUGCUACAUUUGUGGCAGGGAAUUUGGCUCCCUCUCCCUUCCUAUUCAUGAGCCCAAAUGCCUGGAAAAGUGGAAAAUAGAAAAUAGCCAGCUCCCCAGGGAGCUCCGCCGGCCAUCCCCACAGAAGCCUCAGCCCUUGGUGCCUGGCGAGGGGCCAAGUCAAGCUCAGCUUGAGCCCUGCCCGCACUGCGGCCGGACCUUUGCUCCCCAGCGCCUUCCGGUGCAUCUGAGAAGCUGUAAGCCUCAAUCCAGUGGGCCACGCGCUCAGAAUUUGACUUUAGGAAGCAAAGGCGGCCUGAAAGAGCCCGCUAAUUCCAAGCAGCAAAGGCACGUGGCAGCACCCACUGAGACUGAAAAGCCAGCAAUGAUUAGGCGUCCACCAACCAUCAUUUGCUACAUUUGUGGUCGUGAAUAUGGAACAAAAUCGAUUGCCAUCCAUGAGCCACAAUGUCUGAAAAAAUGGCAUAAUGAAAACAACCUGCUGCCUAAAGAGUUAAGGAAACCAGAACCUAAGAAACCUGAAGUCAGGGCCAUCAGUGCCAAAGGUUUCUAUGAUCUCGAUUCCUUAAACGAAGCUGCUUGGAGAAGUGCCCAGAGCCAGUUGGUUCCCUGCAGUAUUUGUGGGCGUACCUUCCUGCCAGACAGACUGAUUGUUCACCAGCGAUCCUGUAAACCAAAAGUCACCAAGUAAAGCCCUUUCUCUCUGUGCAAGUGUUACCGGAAUGAGUCCUUGUGAAAGAGACCUGGGUGCGGUGAGGAGGAGGAGCUGGCGAGGAAAGUAACGAUGGGAAUUGGAGGAAAUCAAAGUCCUCGCACAGGAAGCCCACGGCUUCGUGGCACGCGUGUAACCACGGCGUGUGGGCAAAGGCUCGCGCAUGUCACGCUUGUGUCAGGCAGAAUCUCAGGGGCGCUGCGCUUCCUCAGACCUGGCACUUCUGCCUCAAGGAAACGUCAGAGCCAACUGUUGCCAUCUUUCCCCGACUCUGUUUCCCGGAGUGAGUGAGAGUUUGAACCUCAGGACUAUUAUUCAGCGAAGAGAGGCUUUGGGUGGCGUUGUCAGGCAGCUCCGUAGUCCCAAGAAAAACUGGACCCCUUCCCAAUCCUGGGCUAACUGAAAUAACACGCCGCGCCCCCUCCCUUGGACCCAGGGAAGUGUUUUUUAAUGGAGCUGUUGAUUUGGAAUCUCCUUUUCUCUAGGAGAUCAUUCAACAGGAGAGACAUUCA
Molecule: messenger RNA, 2122 nt
Organism: Pipistrellus kuhlii (Kuhl's pipistrelle)
Lineage: Eukaryota; Metazoa; Chordata; Mammalia; Chiroptera; Vespertilionidae
Product: zinc finger protein 474
Exons: 3
Coding region: 231-1589 (452 amino acids)
Source: RefSeq, a predicted model, not a curated record